Molecule: messenger RNA, 5685 nt
Organism: Brienomyrus brachyistius
Lineage: Eukaryota; Metazoa; Chordata; Actinopteri; Osteoglossiformes; Mormyridae
Gene: tjp3
Product: tight junction protein 3
Exons: 31
Coding region: 1528-5328 (1266 amino acids)
Biological process (GO): positive regulation of blood-brain barrier permeability; protein localization to cell-cell junction; cell-cell adhesion
Cellular component (GO): bicellular tight junction; plasma membrane
Molecular function (GO): cell adhesion molecule binding
Source: RefSeq, a predicted model, not a curated record
UUCUUUCUUUUUUAACCUCCAAGGCACUUAGUGUUUAAGUGUAACGUUCUAUAAAUUAUUGCAGAAGUUUCCGUUUCUUAAGUACCCGGUUCAUGUUUGGCUGUGCCCCGAUGACUCAGUGUAAUUUAAUUUCAAAACUCUCAUAUCCGCAUAAGAGGCACAUACAGCCUGAGCGUUUUGUCCUGUUAUAAUGUUAUAAAGGUUAUAAUGUCGAUGGACAGUUAACUUCAAAUGCUGUUUUAUCGCUAAUUGUUGAACUCAAUACUUCUUCCUUUUCAUCAAUAGAUUGCGCACCUUUGUAAUAGGUCAAAUCAGUAAAGACCAACAGGUGUCUCCCAAAUAUGGGAGAAGUUUAAUGUAGCUUAAAUGUGAUUAUACAUGACAAUUUGGCUUCUUUAACGAAACACAUUUAAAUGUACGAUUAACCUUGGCCGGCUUAUAAACAUCGAAGAGGAAAUGCGAAAUUGUGUUCCAUGUUUAUUUUGUGCAUGUAUAAGAGGCUUGACUCACUGGUAUUGGAACCAGGAAGAUUAUGGGUCUUAAAUGGGAGGUGAUUUAAGGUUUAAUGAAGACAGUUGAAAAAGACACUUUGGUACUGGAAAAAACGACAUAAUUAAAAUGAGAUUCGGUUUAUUAGUUUUAUCGGGGCUAAGUUGUAUGUUUAACCUAUACUUGCCUGUAGAUCUACAGGUUUUAAGAGUUUGAAAUAAGUAAGACCUCCCUCACCACCCACCCACCCAAAACGAUGUUACUUUGAUUUUGUGACUGAUGUGACGUCGCUGUAUUCCAGGGUAAAUGCUUGCUGUGUGGGGAUUGCGGGUGUGGGGGUGAUCUGAACAUGGUAUUCAGUGCCAAAGUGGGCGUGUGCGGCAGAGAGCUGCAUUGUCCGGCCUCCAUUCGCAGCUCCGCGACUCGCCUUUCAGGUUCCGCUGCUUCGGCGGCUCCCUGCCAAUAAGCUGGUAUCGCCGCAGUUUCGGCGCACUGCAUUCCCGCACUGCUGCGUCUCUCGCUUCUCAAUUCCCUUUGGCAAUUUCUUUCUUUUCUUUUUUGUUAACCAAGUGUUUCAAAUGGAGGGCGAUCAGCCAUGCACGAGCAUCCCCUUGUGGGGAAGAUCUGCAUUGAAAUGCUGAAAUGGGUGUUUUUACAUUUGUUAAGCAGGCUGGUGUUCGGGGGUCUCUAGUGUGCAUAAUUAAAGUUUUCUUUGAUCACACAUCUGCAUGUAAGCAGCUGUAGGAUUGUGUCGGAUGCUGCUUAAAACAUAUUCAGUGUUUUGAUCGGCGGUCUAUUCUAUGCGUUCACCGUGCAUUUUUAAAAAGCGACUUCAGAAUAUGGACAGUCAGGCUUUGAGAAGCAAACAGCGGUCACUCUGCCGUGCCCUCGGUGCGGAUGACAGUAGCUCAUUGUGCACGAAUGUUUACCUGCCGGGGGUCAAUGAACACACCUGGGCGGUGCUGAAGCCGGCCGCUGGCGGCUGUUUGCCUCAUGAAAUCGGGCUGAAUCCUACCUUCGCUGCAGCAGGAAGCAGACAUGGAGGAAAUGACCAUCUGGGAGCAGUACACGGUGACGCUGAACAAGGAUUCCAAGGUGGGCUUCGGUUUGGCGAUAUCCGGGGGGCGGGAUAAGCCAAACCCGGACACGGGGGACAUGGCGGUGGUGAUCUCGGAUGUGGUGCGCAAUGGACCGGCUGCGGGGAGACUGCACACGAGGGACCAGAUCGUCAUGGUCAACGGCGUUUCGAUGGAGAACGUGUCCUCCAACUUCACUAUUCAGCACCUAAAGGGCUGCGGGAAAACUGCCAACAUCACUGUGAAAAGGCCCCGGAAAAUCCAGAUCCCACUGACCAACAGGCCAAACCGUUCUGCCUCCCAUUCCAACCUGCUGGAUGGCCCGUCUGCAAACAGGGGGCAGCGGCGAGGCUCCGACUCUGGAAGCGAGCCAGGCUAUGGCCUACGGGGGCGCAGGGCACGCAGCCACACCCCCGAGCCCAAUGGUCACCCCCUGGCCCUGAUGUCGGGAUUCAAGCGGCUGCCGAAGCAGGAGGGGUCUGACAAGCCCAUAAAGGCCACACUGCUGAAGAAGAAGCCCAAUGAUGAGUACGGCCUAAAGUUGGGGAGCCAGAUCUUCAUCAAGCACAUGACCGACACGGGCUUGGCAGCUAAGGAGGGAACACUGCAAGAAGGAGACCUCGUCCUCAAGAUCAACGGGAUGACCACGGAGAACCUCUCGCUGCUGGAAACUAAACAUUUAGUGGAGAAAUCCAAAGGGAAGCUCACCAUGCUGGUGCUGAGAGACCAGAGGCAGUUCCUGGUCAACAUCCCUGAGGUGGACGACAGUCCCAACAACAGCGAUGACGACGACAGGCGUGAUGACAGCAGCUCGGAGCUGGAGGAUAUUUCGGAUCUAGACAUCCCCUCGACCAGGGGCCGGGUGUCCCGCUCAGAGGCCCGAGAGCGACGUAUGCGCAGGUCUCGUGCUGAAGCUGCCCCCAAGAUCCGUGACUCCCCGCCCGUCCGGUCCACCGUAAACAGACCCCCCGCACAGGCCAUGCCUACCCGAAGACUGCCGUCGGACUCUGAAUCAGACCGGAGCACCUCGCCCCGCCCCCGACGAGACACCACAGACCCAAAGUACAGGACCUUGUCUGGCAUCCCCGUGCCCAACCCACACACCGCCCCUGUCUCCUACAGCCUGAAUCCCGCUGUCUGGGCACCUCCCCAUGCCGCCUCCUCUUCCUCCAGGCCACGUAAAGAAGUCUCAGAGUCAGACUCGGACCAGAGUGCUUCACCCCCUCCCAGACGGAGCAGCCCCAGGAUGGACGAUCCAAAAAGAUACAGGGUCCUCCCUGAUAUUACCCACCCUGGCAUCUCCCUGCGGCCUACCCCUGUCAGCAUCUCCUCUAUGAGGUCCUCGCCUAAAGAUGACUCGGAGUCCGACAGCAGCUCCAGCCCCCCCCGCAGGCAGGGUACCCCCACCAGCCCGGACUCCAGGAACCGAUACAGGGCGACUCCUGUGGGCUCCCCGCUGACCCCCCCUGCAGACCAGCCCCGGUGGAUUGCUCCAGCAAUGAGGGACUCACCGGUGCCUAAGAGAUCCGAUUCGGAGGCCAGCUACACGUCUGUUCCAGAACAAAACGCCCCCCAAACAAGAAACGCCUGGCAAGGCAAGGAUGGAUACAGGGUGUUUCCCGAAACACAGUCACCCCUCAUGCCCCUCCGACAAGACCCCGUGCGAAGAAGCCCAUCACCCGACAGACCGCCCCAGGAAGAUUCCUCGGGGUCAGAGCGUGUUCCCUCUCCCCCUCAGAGGUACGAGAGCACAGAGUACGACAUCAGCCCCAGUUUUCCGGUCAAUGGCACCCUCCGAACCAAUAUGUCUGAGCCACGCAGUCCCACAGGCUACUCCAAAAAUGAAGAAGAGCCACUUUAUUCUUUACCCCCAGAUUCGCCAGAUAUUCCAUCCUUUUCAACAGAUGGCUACAGCUCUGAUCUGAGGAAGGUGGAGUUUGUGAAGGAGAACAGCGUGGGUCUGCGGCUCGUGGGCGGCAACGAUGUGGGCAUCUUUGUGGCAGGAGUGCAGCCCCACAGCCCUGCGCACCAGCAGGGCAUGAAAGAGGGCGACCAAAUGCUGCAGGUGAACGGCGUGGACUUCAGCCGUAUGACACGUGAGGAGGCUGCUAUGUUCCUGCUCAACCUGCGCAAAGGGGAGCCAGUAGAGAUCUUCACUCAGAACAAGAUGGAUAUUUACAAGAAGAUCCUGAAAUCUAGCCUGGGAGACUCCUUCUACAUUCGUACGCACUUCGACCACGAACCAGAGGGCCCCACCGGCUUGGGCUUCACCCGCGGCGAGGUGUUCCGGGUCGUGGACACCAUGCACCGUGGAAAGCUGGGGAACUGGCUGGCCAUCCGUAUGGGCAACGAUCUGCACGAGCUUGACAAGGGAACGAUCCCGAACCAAGCGAGGGCGGAGACCAUAGCAAACCUGGAGCGUACCCAGAGGGCCAGCAGCAGUGAGCGGCAGGGCUCAGGCCCCAGGGCGGAGUUCUGGAAGCUGCGGGGCCUGCGGGGGGCAAAGAAGAACGUCCGCAAGAGCCGGGAUGAUCUCCUUCAGCUCACCAUCCAGGGCAAAUACCCUGCGUAUGAGAAGGUCCUGCUGAGAGAAGCCGGUUUUAAGCGCCCCAUUGUCAUUAUGGGUCCUCUGAAUGACGUUGCCAUGGAGAAGCUGGCCAGUGAGAUGCCUGAGGAAUUUCAGCUGGCAGACAUGGUUCCUCGUAGUGGAGGUGAAGGUUCCUCCUCAGUCAUUAAGCUGGAGACGGUGAGGCAGAUAGCUGAGCAGAACAAACACCCCCUGGUGGAUAUAACGCCCACAGCCGUGGAAAGGCUCAGCUACAUCCAGUACCACCCCCUGGUGCUGUUCCUAGACCCGCACAGCCGCAAGGAUGUGAAGAUAAUGAGGCAAAGGCUCUGUCCGAACUCCAAUAAGAGUUCCCGGCGUCUCUUCGCUCAGGCACGCAAAACGCGCAAGUACUACAGCCACCUGUUUGCAGAGCGUAUUGAGCUUCAGCCCAACUCCGAUGUGUGGUAUGAAGUCCUCAAGGACAAGAUCCAUCAGCAACAGGCCAAACCAGUCUGGGUGUCCGAAGUUAUGCUGGAGGGUGGGGAACGGGAGGAGCUAGACACCCUGACACGCACCAACUCCUCCGACUACCUGAGCUGUGACAGCCGGGCCACCAGCGAUUACGAGGACACGGACGGGGAGGCCUACACAGAUGGGGACGGCUAUACUGACGGCGAGGCCUACACCGACAACGAGGACCUGGCUGACCACUAUCCCAGACAUGACAGCCGCAGAAACAUGGGCGUAGCCCGUUCCUCGGAGCCCACUAGGGGGCAGGACAGUCCGACUCAGGACUUCGAACCCAUAUCGGAGGCUCCUCCCCGACAGCUGCCGCCCAUCUUGCAUGUGCCCAAGCCAAAGCCUCUCGACCACGCCCCCAGCAGCCCUGUCCAGGCCUCGGACUCCAGCCCCCAGUCUGACGUUCCGCCGGACUUCCGAGCACCGAACCCCCCCUCUCAGGAGUCCUUUCCUGAGCUCCCCACUUCAGAAGACCUCCCAGAGACCCAUGAGCCAGCCUCACUCUCGGCCAUAGAGGAGAAGCUCAAGCAGACCCGAAUGGCAGAACCGCAGGAAAAGAAACCUUCUCCGCCGUUCGUCGUGCUGGCCCACAGAGAAGCUGUACAGUGGAGACGCACUCAGAUCCAAGGCAGCGACACCUCUGACGACAACGAUGAAAUUGACGACAUCGAAUGGGGCCCCGCCACAGAACUAUAGACUGUAUGCACUCCAAACAUCGGCACAGCCUCCUUUUGAGAGAGAACUGAAUGAAUGUACAUAGUUAUACUGCCCUCUACGUGUGACCUUUGAUACUGCAGCCAUUUGAAGUACAGAUCUUGAAUUCAGAUGUUUCAUUUUUAAUGUAAAUUUUUUUUAAAUAAAGAUUUGUAUAAAUUAAGAUGAUCUUAGUUAUUGUGGUUUGAAGAAUUGUUUUUGAACUAAUACGGUAAUGGCUUUUAACAUCGAUCCUCUUUAAUAAUGGAAUUGUGGAACAACUCAUUUUUAUUUACAUUUUCAGAAUGUGGAUUCUCAGAGAUUAAAUGUAUUUUCACUAAAGCACAGUUGGUACGUAAA